Molecule: messenger RNA, 1996 nt
Organism: Chelmon rostratus (copperband butterflyfish)
Lineage: Eukaryota; Metazoa; Chordata; Actinopteri; Chaetodontiformes; Chaetodontidae
Exons: 15
Coding region: 122-1996 (624 amino acids)
Source: RefSeq, a predicted model, not a curated record
UCUUAUUGUUCCAAAAGUUUCUUUCAUUAAAUUGUCUUUUUACUGUAAUAAUUGUCAAGAAAGUUAGAUUUCCCUCAGAGGGCAACUAUUAUCACACUGUCGUGUAAAUGCAAAUAUAAGGAUGAGUGCAGGAGUCCAGCAGUCAAUGGUUUUCCUCGGGCUUCCAGACCUGAAGAAGCUGGUCUGUGUAACUCUGACUCUGCAGGAGGAGGAAGAGGAGCUGCGGAGCAAACAGAUCAAGACCUGCAGAGAGCUGAUCCUGCUGUACUCUGAUAUUCUGGCUGCUCCAGCUCUGGACUCCUUCACUGAGAUCACCGUGGUCAUGGCUAUCCCGUUGUUCCAGACAGGCGUCCUCCAGCUGUUUGGACAGAGACACGGUCUGCAGCUGGGCUCUCCUCAGUGUGUCCUUCCAGGUGUGCUCCAGUGUUGUCUGUCCUACUCUCUGAUCAGCAGACUGGCUCCUGGCUGGAAUAAAGCAGGACUCUACCUCAUCACUGGAAAAGACUUCCUGUCUGAGAGGGGGAGGCUCGACGCUGUCAGCUUGGAGCUGAGCACCAGCGAAGGCCAACUGUGCAUCAGCAUCGAAGCCAACGCAGUGAGGCUGCCGCCGACCACACUGCAGGACUUCGAUCUCCCUCCUUUAGUGCUGAGGAGGUUCUGCAGUGAUCCUGACACCGUCCUCGACCCCACCUCCACCGGAGGAGCCAUCUGGUGUCACGUCCUGCCCAGCAUGAAGAAAGGUCAGAUUAUCACCAUCAGCCGUCAGCUGCCCAGAGAUGGACCAUUUAGGACCUACAGUGACUUGCAGAACCACUGGAACUGCCUGUAUGGUUACAGACUCCCUGAGCUUGCAGAGGAGGAGGUGGUGUACUGCAGCGUCUACUUCAGACUAGUGGGAGAGAGACUCUUCACCUACCCUCUGAGCUGCAUCCGCCUGCAGCCGGUGCAGCGCUGCCCCCGGGUCGACCUGCGGGGGGCGCUGAGCUCCUUCCUGUUUGACAUCAGGCAGCGGCUGCAGAGCGUGUGUGGCUUCCCCGCACGGCUGACCGGCAAGCCCUGUUACCACACGGCCAGUCUGAGCACUGCUGCUGCGGUGCAGGUGUUGAGUGGUGAGCAGGUCAACCUGACCACCUCCUCCUCCAUCAGGCCAGUCCUCACCCAGCUCCCCGCUCCUCCUCCCCGGCCCCUGAAGCCCUCCUUUGGGUCACAGCCUCCAGCCUGGGCCCCUCCCUCCCAGCAGGACGGAGUCCGGGGGCUUCUGGGUAACGGAUGUGGGUUUAGAAGCAGUCUGACACAAAGCCGAGGAUGUAGAGGAGACAGAGAUUGGCCUUCCUCCUCCUCCUCCUCCUCUUCUCAGCCACUGUUCCAGCCAGCCUCAUCCCUCAUCUCCUCCUCCUUCUCCAUGCCCCCGUCCUCCUCUGUCCUCUCCCCUCUUCCUCCCCCCAGUCAGACUCCAGUGAUGCCUGCUCCCAAACUGGUUCCCAUCUUCAAGAACAAGUGUCCAUCACGCCACGUCAGCGCCGCCCUGCUGCGGCUCCAGAAGCAGAAGGAGCAACUGAAGGGAGGAGGGGGGGAAAGGGGGAGGGUAGCAUUACCUGCCAUUAGGAAGACUCCCACCGCCCUGGAGAUCAAGUUUAAAUCCAACCCCAAAACCAACGUGGAAACCGUCUCUGACAGCAAAACUGCUGCUGACGGCGAAGUGCAGGAAAAAUCAACCAAACAACCAUCAGCUCGACCGCUGACGUCCUCUGAUAUCUCCAACAAAGACACCGCCGCCAGCAGCAGGGGGGAAGUCGUGCUCAAGUCAAAGCCGAAGAAAUCCAGAUCUGCCGUACGAGACGUGGACGUGGAGGAAAUGGCCAGAAGCAACCAGUUGUCCAAGCUGAACUCUGGGACUCUGUUGGCCUGGUUGACAGGAAGAGGAGUCCUCGUCAGUGCCAAACACAGGAAGGAGGAGCUGAUGCUGAAGGUUAUGAGCUGUCUGGCCGAGGCCUGA